Messenger RNA from Marmota monax (woodchuck), 2111 nucleotides. It is a transcript of the gene Pdk3, whose product is annotated as pyruvate dehydrogenase kinase 3. Gene Ontology annotation, cellular component: mitochondrion. The transcript has 12 exons. Gene Ontology annotation, molecular function: pyruvate dehydrogenase (acetyl-transferring) kinase activity. Bases 202 to 1449 code for a protein of 415 amino acids. NCBI's taxonomy places the organism in Eukaryota, Metazoa, Chordata, Mammalia, Rodentia, Sciuridae. The record is from RefSeq and is a predicted model, not a curated record. Gene Ontology annotation, biological process: protein phosphorylation; regulation of glucose metabolic process.
CGGGACCUAGAGAAGCCGCGGGCGCCCGUCUGCGGCCCGUGAGCUGCUGUUGCUGCUGCUGCGGCGGCUGCAACCCGCGGUUCCGAGGCUGAGAGGCCGAGGUGUGCCCCUGACGAACCUGCCGGAUCUGCGCGGCUCAGCUGUACCCGUCCUUGCGGCGGUUAGGAAGUCCCAGCUGGUCUGUGCGCUGCUCUGGUGAGGAUGCGGCUGUUCCAGUGGCUGUUGAAGCAGCCGGUGCCGAAGCAGAUCGAGCGCUACUCGCGCUUCUCGCCAUCGCCGCUCUCCAUCAAACAGUUCCUGGACUUUGGGAGAGAUAAUGCAUGUGAGAAAACUUCAUACAUGUUUCUACGAAAGGAACUUCCUGUGCGACUGGCUAACACUAUGAGAGAAGUUAAUCUUCUGCCAGAUAACUUACUGAACCGCCCUUCAGUGGGAUUGGUUCAGAGUUGGUACAUGCAGAGUUUUCUUGAACUUUUAGAAUAUGAAAAUAAGAGCCCUGAAGACCCACAGGUUUUAGAUAACUUUCUACAAGUUCUGAUUAAAGUCAGAAAUAGGCACAAUGAUGUGGUUCCUACAAUGGCUCAAGGAGUGAUUGAAUAUAAGGAGAAGUUUGGGUUUGACCCCUUCAUUAGCAGUAACAUCCAAUAUUUUCUGGAUCGAUUUUAUACCAACCGCAUAUCUUUCCGCAUGCUUAUUAACCAGCACACACUUCUAUUUGGUGGUGACACUAAUCCUGCUCAUCCUAAACAUAUAGGAAGUAUUGAUCCCACCUGUAAUGUGGCUGAUGUGGUGAAAGAUGCGUAUGAAACAGCCAAGAUGCUGUGUGAACAGUAUUACCUGGUAGCUCCAGAGCUGGAAGUUGAAGAAUUCAAUGCCAAAGCACCAGACAAGCCUAUUCAGGUAGUUUAUGUGCCCUCACAUCUGUUUCACAUGCUAUUUGAGUUGUUCAAGAACUCAAUGAGAGCAACAGUUGAACUAUACGAAGAUAGAAAAGAGGGCUACCCAGCUGUUAAAACCCUUGUUACUUUGGGUAAAGAAGACUUGUCCAUUAAGAUAAGUGACCAAGGUGGUGGAGUCCCGCUUAGAAAAAUAGAUCGUCUUUUUAACUACAUGUAUUCAACUGCUCCUAGACCUAGCUUGGAGCCUACAAGAGCUGCCCCUUUGGCUGGAUUUGGUUAUGGUUUGCCAAUUUCUCGCCUGUAUGCUAGAUAUUUUCAGGGAGAUCUAAAACUGUAUUCCAUGGAAGGAGUGGGUACUGAUGCUGUCAUUUAUUUGAAGGCUCUUUCAAGUGAAUCAUUUGAGAGGCUGCCAGUUUUUAAUAAGUCUGCAUGGCGCCAUUACAAGACCAUGCCUGAAGCUGAUGACUGGAGCAAUCCCAGCAGUGAACCCAGGGAUGCAUCAAAAUACAAGGCUAAACAGGACAAGAUCAAGACUAAUAGAACUUUCUAGAGACUGAAUGCUCUGAUCCUCUCUGUGAAGAAAGAUUGUCUUCUCCAAGUCAACCAGAGAAAUUUCUUUCACCAACUCUGAGUGUGGCACCAUAGUUAUUCCCAGUGCUUGAAUGUGUGUUUUCUCCACACCAGCUGGACCUUUUCAUGGAGCCCUUCCUGUAGUUACUUCAACCAGAUCUUCCACUAAAGUAGUAACUUGAGUAAUUUUUCAUGGUAUCUUGCUGUGAUGUGCUUGGUACCUGCCACAAAAGAGCACAGAGCCUCAUUAGAGCCCUCAUGUCCUCAUAUUCUCUAUCUCAAUAUGGUAGAGUCUGAUGUCUAAAGUCUUUGCAGAAUUUUGAGCUCCUUCCCCAUUCCAGACAUAGCAGAUCCUAUUAUUGUUCUUUGUGACCAAAUACCAUUUUGUCCCAAACCUCCUGCUUUGGCCUAGGGAAUCUGGAAGUGGAAGAUAUCAGCUGAGAGCACAUUUUGAUAAUUCAGUCCCAGGUCCUUUCCUCUCUCAUAUGCAUCCCUCCUUUCUCUGAUUUAGACUUUGCCUUUUCUAUCUAAUUGUAUUCUCAUUAUGCAGUAUGAUACUUUUCAUGUUAUUUGAUAUGUUGAUUUUAUUUUAAAAUUCAUUUGUAUACUACCAUUCCAUUGAUUAAAGCAUUCCAAAAGUUG